Molecule: messenger RNA, 1608 nt
Organism: Papilio polytes (common Mormon)
Lineage: Eukaryota; Metazoa; Arthropoda; Insecta; Lepidoptera; Papilionidae
Gene: Idgf
Product: chitinase-like protein EN03
Exons: 10
Coding region: 50-1396 (448 amino acids)
Biological process (GO): chitin catabolic process; carbohydrate metabolic process
Cellular component (GO): extracellular region
Molecular function (GO): chitin binding
Source: RefSeq, a predicted model, not a curated record
GUAUGCUCAUUCGCCACUGAAGCGCCGUGCGGAUCAGUCGAGUUUCAAAAUGAAGGCUUUAAUCGCCUUUGUCGCUGCCUUAGCGCUUGUCGCCGCCAACACACCCACUCCAGUGAACAAAGUCGUCUGUUACUAUGAUAGCAGGAGCUAUGUUAGAGAAUCUCAAGCCCGUAUGCUGCCGUUGGACUUGGACCCGGCUCUGUCGUUCUGCACCCACUUGAUGUACGGAUAUGCCGGAGUACAUCCAGACACGUACAAGAUGGUGCCCCUUAAUGAGAACCUCGAUGUGGACCGCACACACGCCAACUACCGAGCUAUCACCAAUUUCAAAGGAAAAUAUCCGUCUUUGAAACCUAUGCUGGCUGUUGGUGGUGACGUCGAUACCGAAGAUCCUCAAAAGUAUAACUUAUUGCUGGAAUCACCGCAAGCUCGUACUGCCUUUGUAAACUCUGCCGUUCUUUUGGCCGAGCAACACGGCUUCGAGGGUAUUGACCUCGCUUGGCAGUUCCCUAAGAUUAAGCCAAAGAAGAUCCGCUCUACAUGGGGAUCAAUCUGGCAUGGCAUCAAGAAAACUUUCGCCACAACACCAGUUGACGACAAAGAAACUGAACAUCGUGAAGGUUUCACGGCUCUCGUGCGUGAAAUGAAGCAAGCUCUCAGCCUCAAACCCAACAUGCAACUGUCUGUUACAAUCCUGCCUAAUGUCAAUGCCUCCAUUUAUAUCGAUGUCCCUGCUAUAAUUAACCACGUCGAUUUCGUGAACUUGGAGUCCUUCGACUACACCACUCCCCAGAGGAAUCCGAAGGAAGCCGACUACACCGCGCCGAUAUACACACCACAGAACAGAAACGAGUUACUUAACGCCAAUGCUGCUGUUAAUUAUUUCACUCAAGCCGGCGCUCCUGCUUAUAAGAUCGUUGUUGGCAUCGCUACAUUCGGUCGCACUUGGGCUCUUGACUCCGACAGUGAAAUAGCUGGAGUUCCACCAAUCCACGCUAACGGCCCCGGUGAAGCAGGACCUUACACGAAAACUGAAGGACUACUUAGCUACCCUGAAGUGUGCGCUAAGCUGAUCAACCCUAACCACCAUAAGGGCAUGCGCCCUCACCUGAGGAAGGUUACUGAUCCCAGCAAACGAUUCGAAAAGGGCUUAACCAAGGAUGAAGAUUUGUCAUAUAUAUUUGGAACUUACGCAUUCCGCGUUCCUGAUGACAACGGCGAAGGUGGAUUCUGGGUGAGCUACGAAGAUCCAGACACGGCCGCACAAAAGGCGGCUUUCGUCAAGUCCAGAGGUUUGGGAGGUGUUUCGAUCGUCGAUCUUUCAAUGGACGAUUUCCGCGGUCUUUGCACCAGCGACAAAUAUCCAAUACUCCGCGCUGCUAAAUACCGCCUUUAAGUUAUUUUUUUAAAGACGCGUUUUAGACUAAGUUAAGAGCAUAUAACUCUAAUGUCAUAAAUACAAUAAGAUCUCCAUAAUAAUGAAUGUUUAUUGCACUGAUUCGUAUAUUUGUCAUAGUAAAUCAGGCACUCAUCUCGAUUCAGGAAAAUGCAUACAUUUAAGAAAAGUGUUUAUAAAUAAUAAAUUUUAAUAAACUUAUCCUGAUAACA